GCGAACGGGCCCUGUGGUUGGAAUGGGGCGGAGGGGACAGCGGCUGCGGGGUCCGCUGCCCCACGGCGAGCCCCGCCCCACCGGGAAGUCCCUGUUGCCCCACGGCGAGGCGUCCUGCUGCCCCACGCUGAACUCCACCACGCCCUGGGAAGGUCUCCUGCCCCACAGCGAAGUCUUCUGCCCAAUGGAGGACCCUGUGAUCCGCAUCCCCCCCUACCACUAUGUCCAUGUGCUGGACCUCAACAGCAAUGUCACACGUGUGGAAGUUGGCCCCCACACCUACAUCCGGCAAGACCACGAGAGGGUGGUGUUUGCGCCCCGGCGCAUGGUGAUGGUGCCGCCGCGGCACUACUGCGUGGUGUUGAACCCCGUGGUGCGGGGCCCCACGGGAGCCGUGCUGGUGGAUGGAGCGGGGCAAGCGCGGCUGCGACACGCCGACCUUGAGAUCCGCCUGGCACAGGAGCCCUUCCCGCUCUACCCCGGCGAGGAGAUCCAGCAGGGUGUCACCCCGCUGCAGGUGGUUCUGGCCGACACCGCCCUGCGCCUGCGCGCCCUGCUCGACUUCACCGAUGAAGAUGGGAAUAAGUUUGUGGCAGGAGAUGAGUGGCUCUUCGAGGGUCCCGGCACCUACAUCCCACGCAAGGAGGUGGAGGUGGCCGAGACGCUGCAGGCUACGGUCAUCGGGCACAACCAGGCCAUCCGCCUGCGGGCACGCAAGGAGUGCCUGGACCGCAACGGCACCCGCCGUGUCACAGGGGAGGAGUGGCUGGUGAAGCGGGUGGGCGCCUACCUGCCCGGUGUCUACGAGGAGGUGGUGGACAUUGUGGAUGCGUACAUCCUCACUGACAAGAAAGCCCUGCACCUGCGGGCCACGCGGACCUUUGAGGACGAGCAGGGCUGUGUGCGGCGCACGGGUGAGGAAUGGCUGGUGACCCAGGCACAGAGCGAGGCCUACAUCCCCGACGUCUUCGAGGAGGUGGUGGCCGAGGUGGCGGUGACGACACUUGGCCCCCGGCAGUACUGUGUGGUGCUCGACCCCGUGGGGCCCAACGGGCAGCCCCAGCUGGGCCAGCAGCGCGUUGUCAGGGGGGAGAAGUCCUUCUUUCUGCAGCCGGGUGAGCGGCUCCAGGCUGGCAUCCAGGAUGUCUACGUGCUCUCCGAGGAUGAGGGGCUGCUGCUCCAGGCACUCCAGACCAUCAAGGACGUCAGUGAGAAUGCGAAGGAGGUGAUACGGUGUGCGGGUGACCGCUGGCUGGCCCGGGGACCUGCCGAGUAUGUGCCACCAGCUGAGGUGGCUGUGCUGGAGCGACGCCAGGCUAUAGCACUUGCUGACAAUGAAGGCAUCUACGUGCGUGACAUCCGCACAGGCAAGGUGCGGGUGGUGACGGGCCAGACCUACAUGCUGACCGAGGCCGAGGAGCUGUGGGAGAAGGAGCUGCCCCCCAGCGUGGAGGCACUGCUGGCUGAAGCCCGUGGAGACAUCCGUGAUGGGGAUGCUGGGUUCCGUUCCUCCUCCUGCCCGGAUGCUGAGCUCCCCCAGCGUGACCGUACCCGUGCCGUCACGUACCAGGUGCCCCACAACGCUGCCGUGCAGGUCUAUGACUACCGGGAGCGGCGGGCACGGGUGGUGCUGGGCCCCGACCUGGUGGUGCUGGGCCCGGGGGAGCAGCUGACAGUCCUGUCCCUCUCGGCUGGGCGCCCCAAGCGUCCCCACGCGCGCCGCAGCCUCUGCCUGCGCCUCGGCCCUGACUUCUGCGCCGACAUCGUCACCAUUGAGACGGCCGACCACGCACGCCUGCAGCUCCAGCUGGCCUACAACUGGCACUUUGAGAUUCCUGAGGACCCCAGCGCCCUGGGGCGUCUCUUCAGCGUCCCCGACUUCGUGGGUGACGCCUGCAAGGCCCUGGCCUCUCGCGUGCGUGGUGCUGUGGCCGCUGUCACCUUCGAUGACUUCCAUAAGAACUCCAAUCGUCUCAUCUGCUCGGCUGUCUUUGGCUUCGACGAGGCUGGGCGGCUGCGGGAGCAGCUCCGCUUUGCCCCUAAUGGGCUGGUGGUGACCAGCGUUGACAUCCAGAGCGUGGAGCCCGUGGACCAGCGCACUCGUGAUGCCCUGCAGCGCAGCGUCCAGCUGGCCAUCGAGAUUGCCACCAACUCCCAGGAGGCUGCUGCCAGGCACGAGGCGGAGCGGCUGGCGCAGGAGGCGCGGGGGCGCCUGGAGCGGCAGCGGCUGCUGGACCAGGCGGAGGCGGAGCGCGCGCGGCGGGCGCUGCUGGAGCUGGAGGCGCAGAGCGCCAUCGUGGAGAGCGCGGGCGCCGCCAAGGCCGAGGCGCAGGCCAGAGCCGAGGCGGCGCGCAUCGAGGGCGAGGCCGCCAUCCUGCAGGCCAAGCUGCGCGCCGAGGCGGCCGCCAUCGACACCGAGGCGGAGGUGUCGCGGGCGGAGCGCACGCAGGCGCAGGAGGUGCGGGCGCAGCGCGCGCUGGCGGAGGUGGAGGCGGCGCGUGCGCAGGCGCUGGCGGACGUGGAGGCGUCGCGCGUGCAGAAGGUGGCGGCGGCGUUGGGACCUGAGGUGCUGGCGGACAUCGCCCGGGCCGGGCCCGAGCUGCAGGUGAAGCUGCUGCAGAGCCUGGGGCUGCACUCCACCCUCAUCACGGACGGUGCUGCCCCCCUCAACCUCUUCACCACCGCCCGGGGGCUGCUGGGGCUGGCGCUGCCCUCUGAGACCUCUGCGCCCCCCAACCCCACACACUGAGCACCCUGGGGCCUGGGCCCUGGCUCCGGAGCAGCCGGAACCACUCCAAUAAAGCGAGCAGAUGGCAGCACUGGUGUCCGUG
This is a messenger RNA of Cuculus canorus (common cuckoo), 2831 nucleotides long. RefSeq names its product major vault protein (gene MVP). The coding region runs from base 23 to 2749 and encodes 908 amino acids. NCBI's taxonomy places the organism in Eukaryota, Metazoa, Chordata, Aves, Cuculiformes, Cuculidae. Gene Ontology annotation, cellular component: nucleus; cytoplasm. The transcript has 17 exons. The record is from RefSeq and is a predicted model, not a curated record.